AUGGGAUCCCUCGAGGAAGAGCGAACGCACUCGACUGCGCAUCAUUCGGUCGAUUACGAGACCAAGGAUGUCUCCCUACCAGAUGGCAAGGCAGAUGCAGCCUUCGAAUUCCUGCGUGAUGAGGACAUCGCGAUCGCAGUUGAAAUCAACGAGAAAGCUCUCGUUCGCAAGAUUGAUUGGAUGAUCAUGCCGUUGAUGUGGGCAGCGUACAACCUGCAAUACCUCGACAAAGUACUCAUCAACUACGCCUCUGUCAUGGGCCUUCUAAGCGACACCAAUAUGCGGACAAACCAGUUCUCUAAUCUGACCCUAGCUUUCUACGUGACCUAUCUGUUCUUCGAGCUACCGACUGGAUACUUUAUGCAGCGCCUGCCGACUGCAAAGUAUCUAGGCUUCAAUGUCAUGCUAUGGGGUCUGAUGACAACGCUUAAUUGCUCGGCAAAGAACUUUGGCGGUUUGAUGACGCUACGAGUUCUACUUGGAUGCUUUGAGAGUGCCAUUGCGCCGGCUCUGAUCUUGAUCACUUCCAUGUGGUACAAAAGGAACGAACAGCCCACGCGCAUGGGAAUUUGGUAUAUCGGCACUGGGACGGCAUCUAUCAUGGGCGCUCUAGUCUCAUACGGUCUACUCUUCUACACAAGUGAUCGCUUCAAGCCGUGGCAAAUCAUGUUCUUAAUUUUCGGGCUGAUCACAAUCGCCGUGGGCGCCUGCAUCGUCAUCUUCCUCCCAGACAAUCCCAUGACAUCGCGAUUGACGCACGCCGAAAAGGUUCUCGCGAUUGAGCGGCUGCGCGAGAAUCGCACCGGUAUCGAGAAUAAGCAUUUCAAAUGGUGCCAAUUCAUCGAGGUUUUCAAAGAUCCGCAGACGUACCUGAUCGCCAUCGUCGUGACGGCCAUGGACGUGCCCAACGCGGCAGUCAGCAGCUUUACCUCGCUGAUUAUCAAGAACAUCGGUUUCACCACCAAGGAAACUGAACUGCUGAAUAUUCCCAACGGAGUGGUAAGUAUUAUCAGUAUCUGGGUAGUCACGUAUCUCGCAGCUCGUUACGACCAGCGCUGCCUCUGCGUUGUCCUCGCUUUGGUGGGCGGUUUGCUAGGUAGCUGCCUUCUCGCCUUCUCGCACAAGGACAUGAAAGCCGCCCAGCUGGCUGGAAAUUACCUCACUCAAAUCACCGGUUCCGCUUUACCACUCAUGUACGCCAUCGGGGGCGCCAAUGUCGCCGGGCACACGAAGAAGAUCACCAUGAAUGCCAUCCUGCUCAUGUCCUUCUGUCUGGGUAAUAUCCUGGGCCCGCUUACUUUCCGCACGCAGGAUGAGCCUGACUAUAUCCCUGCAAAGAUUGCGCUUGUUGCUACUAUCUCGGUGGCGAUUAUAUUUGUGAUGAUUUUGCGGGGUUAUUAUGGUUGGGAGAAUCGGCGGAGGGAUCGGCGACAUGAGGGCGAGGCGCAUGUGCAGAACUCAGAGUUUUUGGAUCUGACGGAUCGAGAGAAUCCAGAGUUUCGGGUGAGUCGAUCAUGCCUUUUACAAUUUUUUAAUAAUGGAUGCGUUGCUGACUGCAGUUAUAGUACAAGUUAUAGGGUGAUUGUUCACCAACCUCAAACUCGGGAGAUGAUCAGUACAUUAUACAACCUAGAGCCAGGAGAGGAGAUGCCCGUUCAUAUGUAA
This is a messenger RNA of Penicillium daleae, 1665 nucleotides long. RefSeq names its product putative MFS transporter. Gene Ontology annotation, molecular function: transmembrane transporter activity. NCBI's taxonomy places the organism in Eukaryota, Fungi, Ascomycota, Eurotiomycetes, Eurotiales, Aspergillaceae. Gene Ontology annotation, biological process: transmembrane transport. The coding region runs from base 1 to 1665 and encodes 554 amino acids. The transcript has a single exon. The record is from RefSeq and is a predicted model, not a curated record. Gene Ontology annotation, cellular component: membrane.